This is a messenger RNA of Armigeres subalbatus, 1051 nucleotides long. RefSeq names its product brachyurin-like. Gene Ontology annotation, molecular function: serine-type endopeptidase activity. The transcript has a single exon. The record is from RefSeq and is a predicted model, not a curated record. Lineage: Eukaryota; Metazoa; Arthropoda; Insecta; Diptera; Culicidae. Gene Ontology annotation, biological process: proteolysis. Bases 1 to 858 code for a protein of 285 amino acids.
AUGCAACAUUUAGUGGUCUUGUUAAGUGUUUUGGCAUUGCUCAGUGCCCAAUUGAUCGAUAUAGAUUGGUCUAAUGUGCGUCCAAUUGUACAAUUUGACCGUUAUAGGGCUCACAUGCCAGCUGAGCUGCAAUUGCUGCCAGGAAGCACCAUCAGUAGACAGGUGGCUACAGCCGGCCAGUUUCCCUACCAGGCAGCUAUCGUUAGCAACUUCAACGAUGGCGACGGUCUCUGCGGUGGAUCCAUCUUGAGUAGCAAAUAUAUUUUAACUGCUGCCCACUGCGUUCAGGAUGCCUUAGGAGGUGUUGCCAUCAUGGGUGCCCAAAACCUAGAAAAUGUCGAACCAUCGCAGCAGCGCAUUGCAUACUCCUCGGUUGGAAUCAACGUACAUCCUGGAUUCAACCCAACAAGCACUCAUAAUGACAUUGCCACCAUUCGCCUGGUCAGUGACAUGUCUUUCAAUGCUCGUGUAGUUCAAAGUCAGCUUCCCGCUGCUACAGAUACGCGUGAAUAUGUAUAUAAGAUCGGAACCUCUUCCGGGUUUGGAAAGACUAACAGCACAUCGACAUCUAAUGAGCUCAUGUACUUCCAAAGGCCAAUAAUAACUGAACAGGAAUGUGUUCUUUACUGGGGCAACUUAGUCGAUUCUGGCAAUAUGUGCUUGUCCGGAAUUGGGGGACCUUCAACCUGUGACGAUGAUUCGGGUGGCCCAUUGACUAUUCAGGACGGUGAUAACACCCUGCAGGUCGGAAUUGUAUCGUUUGGAAAUCCUGGCAUGUGCAGUCUCGGUGUACCGCCAGUGUACACUCGAGUGUCGUUUUUCAGACCCUGGAUCGUAGAUAACUCUGACCUAGUCUAACUAGGCUGGAAAACAUAUAUAAAUGGUAUGUGAAAUAAAGUCAACCAAACUUCUCAAACUGUUUUAAAUUCAAAGAAGCUAGAGCCUGGCUACAGGAAACGCGAAAAGAAAAUGUAACUUUGCUAUCACUGCCGUAAAUCUUCUCUAUUAUAGAACAACAAAUAAAAAUGAAGAAAUGGUUUAACUAGGUAAA